AAACCCGGCGUCCCAGGCCUGGAGGGAGGUUUGGACGCCCCGGCCUGGGAGGUGUGCCAGAUCUGAGCUCUCUCCGUCCAGUUCCUUCUCGUCAGGCCCCCAGUUGGAGGACUGGGACCAACCAGGCACCAUGGCACAGAAGGGACAACUCAGCGACGAUGAGAAAUUCCUCUUUGUGGACAAAAACUUCAUCAACAGCCCAGUGGCCCAGGCUGACUGGGUGGCCAAGAAGCUGGUGUGGGUCCCUUCUGAGAAGCAGGGCUUCGAGGCCGCCAGCAUCAAGGAGGAGAAGGGCGAUGAGGUGAUGGUGGAGCUGGUGGAGAAUGGGAAGAAGAUCACGGUCGGCAAAGAUGACAUCCAGAAGAUGAACCCGCCCAAGUUCUCCAAGGUGGAGGACAUGGCAGAGCUGACGUGCCUCAACGAGGCCUCGGUGCUGCACAACCUGAGGGAGAGGUACUUCUCGGGACUCAUCUACACUUACUCCGGCCUCUUCUGUGUGGUGGUCAACCCCUACAAGCACCUGCCCAUCUACUCGGAGAAGAUUGUGGACAUGUACAAGGGCAAGAAGAGGCACGAGAUGCCACCCCACAUCUACGCCAUUGCUGACACAGCCUACAGGAGCAUGCUGCAGGAUCGAGAGGACCAGUCCAUUCUGUGCACAGGCGAGUCUGGAGCUGGCAAAACAGAAAACACCAAGAAGGUCAUCCAGUACCUGGCUGUGGUGGCCUCGUCACACAAGGGCAAGAAGGACACCAGCAUCACGCAAGGCCCAUCUUUUGCCUACGGAGAGCUGGAAAAACAGCUUCUACAAGCAAACCCCAUUCUGGAGGCUUUUGGCAACGCCAAAACAGUGAAGAACGAUAACUCCUCUCGAUUUGGCAAGUUCAUCCGCAUCAACUUCGACGUCACCGGCUACAUCGUGGGAGCCAACAUUGAGACGUAUCUGCUGGAGAAGUCUCGGGCAAUUCGCCAAGCCAGGGAGGAGAGGACGUUCCACAUAUUUUACUAUCUGAUUGCAGGAGCCAAGGAGAAGAUGAAAAAUGACCUGCUUCUGGAAGGCUUCAACAACUACACAUUUCUCUCCAACGGCUUUGUGCCCAUCCCAGCUGCUCAGGACGACGAGAUGUUCCAGGAGACGCUGGAGGCCAUGUCUAUCAUGGGCUUCAGUGAGGAGGAGCAGCUGGCCAUACUGAAAGUGGUGUCCUCCGUCCUCCAGCUGGGAAAUAUCGUCUUCAAGAAAGAAAGAAACACAGAUCAGGCAUCCAUGCCAGAUAACACAGCUGCUCAGAAAGUUUGCCACCUUGUGGGAAUUAAUGUGACAGAUUUUACCAGAGCCAUCCUGACUCCACGUAUCAAAGUUGGACGGGAUGUGGUACAGAAAGCUCAGACAAAGGAACAGGCUGACUUUGCUAUAGAGGCUUUGGCCAAGGCCACCUAUGAACGCCUUUUCCGCUGGAUACUCAGUCGAGUCAACAAAGCCUUGGACAAGACCCAUCGGCAAGGGGCUUCCUUCCUGGGCAUCCUGGAUAUUGCUGGAUUUGAGAUCUUUGAGGUGAACUCCUUCGAGCAGCUGUGCAUCAACUACACCAAUGAGAAGCUGCAGCAGCUGUUCAACCACACCAUGUUCAUCCUGGAGCAGGAGGAGUACCAGCGCGAGGGCAUCGAGUGGAACUUCAUCGACUUCGGCCUCGACCUGCAGCCCUGCAUCGAGCUCAUCGAGCGCCCGAACAACCCUCCUGGUGUGCUGGCCCUGCUGGACGAGGAGUGCUGGUUCCCCAAAGCCACCGACAAGUCUUUUGUGGAAAAACUGUGCUCAGAGCAGGGCAACCACCCCAAGUUCCAGAAGCCCAAGCAGCUCAAGGACAAGACUGAGUUCUCCAUCAUCCACUAUGCGGGGAAGGUGGACUACAAUGCAAGUGCCUGGCUGACCAAGAACAUGGACCCGCUGAAUGACAAUGUGACCUCCCUCCUCAAUGCCUCCUCAGACAAGUUUGUGGCUGACCUGUGGAAAGACGUGGACCGGAUCGUGGGGCUGGACCAGAUGGCCAAGAUGACCGAGAGCUCGAUGCCCAGUGCCUCCAAGACUAAGAAGGGCAUGUUCCGCACGGUGGGGCAGCUGUACAAGGAGCAGCUGGGCAAGCUGAUGACCACGCUGCGCAACACCACCCCCAACUUUGUGCGGUGCAUCAUCCCCAACCACGAGAAGAGGUCUGGCAAGCUGGAUGCCUUCUUGGUGCUGGAGCAGUUGCGGUGCAAUGGCGUGCUGGAGGGCAUCCGCAUCUGCCGCCAGGGCUUCCCCAACAGGAUUGUCUUCCAAGAGUUCCGCCAGCGCUACGAGAUCCUGGCCGCGAAUGCCAUUCCCAAAGGCUUCAUGGAUGGGAAGCAGGCCUGCAUCCUCAUGAUCAAAGCCUUGGAACUCGACCCCAACUUGUACAGGAUUGGACAGAGCAAAAUCUUCUUCCGCACCGGGGUCCUGGCUCACCUGGAAGAGGAGCGAGACUUGAAGAUCACUGACGUCAUCAUGGCUUUCCAGGCCAUGUGUCGUGGAUACCUGGCCAGAAAGGCCUUCACCAAGAGGCAGCAGCAGCUGACGGCCAUGAAGGUGAUUCAGAGGAACUGUGCCGCCUACCUCAAGCUGCGCAACUGGCAGUGGUGGCGGCUCUUCACCAAGGUGAAGCCGCUGCUGCAGGUGACCCGGCAGGAGGAGGAGAUGCAGGCCAAGGAGGAUGAGCUGCAGAAGACCAAGGAGCGGCAGAUGAAGGCGGAGAGUGAGCUCAAGGAGCUGGAGCAGAAGCACACGCAGCUGGCCGAGGAGAAGAACCUGCUGCAAGAGCAGCUGCAGGCAGAGACUGAGCUGUAUGCAGAGGCUGAAGAGAUGAGGGUCCGGCUGGCAGCCAAGAAGCAGGAACUGGAAGAGAUCCUGCACGAGAUGGAGGCGCGCCUGGAGGAGGAGGAGGACCGGGGCCAGCAGCUACAGGCCGAGCGGAAGAAGAUGGCCCAACAGAUGCUGGACCUAGAGGAACAGCUGGAGGAGGAGGAAGCUGCCAGACAGAAGCUGCAGCUGGAGAAGGUCACAGCCGAGGCCAAGAUCAAGAAACUGGAGGAUGACAUCCUGGUCAUGGACGAUCAGAAUAACAAACUGUCCAAAGAGCGAAAACUCCUUGAAGAGAGGAUUAGUGACUUGACGACAAAUUUAGCAGAAGAGGAAGAAAAAGCCAAGAAUCUGACCAAGCUGAAAAAUAAGCAUGAGUCCAUGAUUUCAGAACUGGAAGUGCGGUUGAAGAAGGAGGAGAAGAGCCGGCAGGAGCUGGAGAAGCUGAAGCGGAAGCUGGAAGGCGACGCCAGUGACUUCCACGAACAGAUCGCUGACCUCCAGGCGCAGAUCGCAGAGCUCAAGAUGCAGCUGGCCAAGAAGGAGGAGGAGCUACAGGCGGCUCUGGCAAGGCUGGAUGAUGAAAUGGCCCAGAAGAACAAUGCCCUGAAGAAGAUCCGGGAGCUGGAGGGCCACAUCUCAGACCUCCAGGAGGACCUGGACUCUGAGCGGGCCGCGAGGAACAAGGCCGAGAAGCAGAAGCGAGACCUUGGGGAGGAGCUGGAGGCGCUGAAGACAGAGCUGGAGGACACGCUAGACACCACCGCCACGCAGCAGGAGCUCAGGGCCAAGAGGGAGCAGGAGGUAACCGUGCUGAAGAAGGCGCUGGAUGAGGAGACACGAUCCCACGAGGCCCAGGUCCAGGAGAUGAGGCAGAAACACACGCAGGCGGUGGAGGAGCUCACGGAGCAGCUGGAGCAGUUCAAGAGGGCCAAGGCGAACCUGGACAAGAGCAAGCAGAUGCUGGAGAAGGAGAACGCGGAGCUGGCCGGGGAGCUGCGGGUCCUGGGCCAGGCGAAGCAGGAGGUGGAGCACAAGAAGAAGAAGCUGGAGGUGCAGCUGCAGGAGCUGCAGUCCAAGUGCAGUGAUGGGGAACGGACCCGGGCGGAGCUCAAUGACAGGGUGCACAAGCUGCAGAACGAAGUGGAGAGCGUCACAGGCGUGCUCAACGAGGCGGAGGGCAAGGCCAUCAAACUGGCCAAGGAUGUGGCGUCCCUUGGGUCCCAGCUCCAGGACACCCAGGAGCUGCUUCAGGAAGAAACCCGGCAGAAGCUAAACGUGUCCACCAAGCUGCGCCAGCUGGAGGAUGAAAGGAACAGCCUGCAGGACCAACUGGAUGAGGAGAUGGAGGCUAAGCAGAACCUGGAGCGCCACAUCUCCUCCCUCAAUAUCCAGCUCUCUGACUCGAAGAAGAAGCUACAGGACUUGGCCGGCACCAUAGAAGCCAUGGAGGAAGGGAAGAAGAGGUUCCAGAAGGAAAUCGAGGGCCUUACCCAGCAGUAUGAGGAGAAGGCAGCUGCUUAUGACAAACUGGAAAAGACCAAGAACAGGCUUCAGCAGGAGCUGGAUGACCUGGUUGUUGAUUUGGACAACCAGCGGCAACUGGUGUCCAACCUGGAGAAGAAGCAGAAGAAGUUUGAUCAGUUGUUAGCCGAGGAGAAGAACAUCUCUUCCAAAUACGCAGAUGAGAGGGACCGAGCUGAAGCAGAAGCCAGGGAGAAGGAAACCAAGGCCUUGUCCCUGGCCAGGGCUCUUGAGGAGGCCCUGGAAGCCAAGGAGGAGCUCGAGAGGACCAACAAAAUGCUCAAGGCCGAGAUGGAAGAUCUGGUCAGCUCUAAGGAUGAUGUGGGCAAGAACGUGCACGAGCUGGAGAAGUCCAAGCGGGCCCUGGAGACCCAGAUGGAGGAGAUGAAGACGCAGCUGGAAGAGCUGGAGGAUGAGCUGCAGGCCACCGAAGAUGCCAAGCUGCGACUAGAGGUCAACAUGCAGGCGCUCAAGGGCCAGUUGGAGAGGGAUCUCCAAGCCCGGGAUGAGCAGAACGAGGAGAAGAGGCGGCAGCUGCAGCGGCAGCUUCACGAGUACGAGACGGAACUGGAGGACGAGCGGAAGCAGCGUGCCCUGGCGGCAGCAGCCAGGAAGAAGCUGGAGGGAGACCUGAAAGACCUGGAGCUUCAGGCUGACUCCGCCAUCAAGGGGAGGGAGGAAGCCAUCAAGCAGCUCCGAAAACUGCAGGCUCAGAUGAAGGACUUCCAGAGAGAGCUGGAAGAUGCCCGCACCUCCAGAGACGAGAUCUUUGCCACUGCCAAGGAGAAUGAGAAGAAAGCCAAGAGCCUGGAGGCCGACCUCAUGCAGCUCCAGGAGGAUCUUGCAGCAGCUGAGAGGGCACGCAAGCAGGCCGACCUGGAGAAGGAGGAGCUGGCUGAGGAGCUGGCCAGCAGCUUGUCGGGAAGGAACACACUGCAAGAUGAGAAGCGCCGCCUGGAGGCCCGGAUCGCCCAGCUGGAGGAGGAGCUGGAGGAAGAACAGGGCAACAUGGAGGCCAUGAGCGACCGGGUCCGCAAGGCCACGCAGCAGGCUGAACAGCUCAACAAUGAGCUGGCGACGGAGCGAAGCACGGCCCAGAAAAACGAGAGUGCACGGCAGCAGCUGGAGAGGCAGAACAAGGAGCUCCGUAGCAAGCUGCAGGAGAUGGAGGGGGUGGUGAAGUCCAAGUUCAAGUCCACCAUCGCAGCGCUGGAGGCCAAGAUUGCGCAGCUGGAGGAGCAGGUCGAGCAGGAGGCCAGAGAGAAGCAGGCGGCUGCCAAGUCCCUGAAGCAGAAGGACAAAAAGCUGAGAGAAGCCUUGCUGCAGGUGGAGGACGAGCGCAAGAUGGCUGAGCAGUACAAGGAGCAGGCGGAGAAAGGAAACAACAGAGUCAAGCAGCUCAAGAGGCAGCUGGAGGAGGCCGAAGAGGAGUCCCAGCGCAUCAACGCCAACCGCAGGAAGCUGCAGCGGGAGCUGGACGAGGCCACUGAGAGCAAUGAGGCCAUGGGCCGAGAGGUGACUGCGCUCAAGAGCAAGCUCAGCACAAAGGGGCACAAGCAAAGCAGACCACUGGCACCACACCCACUCCAAUGCCUGCCAGGCCUCACCCCACCCCUCUCGGCUGAUGACCUCACUUCCUGUUUAACUGAAAACCAGAACUGAUGGUGAAAUUGUUCCCACUUCCCCAGAGACCCCUGUCCUGACAUCCGUGCUCAUUUCCCCUCCUUGCUAGCACCUAUGCCAGCUCCCCCCACCUUAUCUGCUCAGGCGGCUGCUCGGAGUCCCCCUCUGCCACAUUUCCCUCUGGCUGAGUUACUCUAUCAGCUGGAAACACCUCUCACCGCCCCUCCCUGGCACCCACCCUUCCCACCGACUCCAGGAGGAGAGUGCUGGGGGCCGCACUCACCACCUAAGGCCCGGGCCCUGGCUGCAUCCACUCCUCACAGGCGCGGCCCAUCACUCCCGUCCACCUUCUUCCCCGGGCUUCCCAGCCCCUCCCCUUCCCUCCCCACUUGCUGGCUGUCUCUCCAUCUCAAAACCCUCCGACCACUGGACCAUCUGGUCCUCCUGCUUCUGCCCAUCGCUCUCCUCAACCCCAGUGACCUCAGCCAGUCUGGUGGCUUUAGAAUUCCAUCUUCAGGGAGUAAUUUUCUCUCCCAGCCGACACCGUCCCAGGACCCCAGCCCCACCUGGCCUUCCCACCUGGCUAUCCAGAGGCAGCUCAGGCCUCACACGCCCCAGAGCCCAGUCAGUCGCAGUGCUUCACCCCUCCUCCUCCACCUCAGACUGCAAACCUGGGCUUAUCCUGUUUUUCUCCUUCCCUUGCACCCCACAUCUAAUCUGUUAGAAAACCGCUCAACUACCCCUUAAAAAUUGUUGUGUUUUUUUUUUUUGGGGGGGGGCAGAUAUCAGGGAAUCAAACUCGGGACGUUGCGCUAUCAAGGCAGGAGCCAGAACCACUGAGCUAAAUCCCUGGCCCUACCCCUUAAAAAUAGUGCACUUCGAGAACCCAAUUUCUUGCCACCUUGGUCCGAGCCACCAUCCCCCUCAUCCUGAUCACCUUCACAGCCUCUUCAGGGGCCUCUGGCUUCCAUGCUGCCUCUUACGAUCUGCUGCCAACACAGCCCCGAGAGGGAUCUUGUCUAACACUUCGCUCACAGCCAAAGCCUCGUCUUUAUGUUUUAUUUCCGAUCACUGCCUUCACCCUGCCCCCAGCUCUCUGCAGAGAGGGCUCCCUCUUUCCCUUUCAGUCCUUACUCAAAAAGUCACCCGGUCUGAAAUGUCCAAGCUCAUUCCCUGACUCCCACUCUCCCUCACUGCAUUCGCCACGUCACUGGCUGAUUAUUUUCUCUGUCUCCCAUGAGAACAGAGGGGUUUGUGUGUUCGUCCCUGCUGUCUAGGACAGCGCUGGACACACAGGAAACCUUCAGUCACUGAGCACAGUGGCUUCACUCAUUCUCUCACCACUUUUGUCAUUUGCCUUGACCCCUUACUGUCUGCCAUUCACUUACAAGUAAAACUUACCACUCCUAUUAUUUUUAAGCCAGCUCCACUUGUAUUAACAGGUCACAAUGCAGUUAAAUACUACAGUGGCAUUAAAGCAAUACUGAGUCAGGUGUGGUGGCACACACCUGCAGUCCCAGCACUUGGGAGGCUGAGGC
This is a messenger RNA of Heterocephalus glaber (naked mole-rat), 7557 nucleotides long. Lineage: Eukaryota; Metazoa; Chordata; Mammalia; Rodentia; Bathyergidae. The record is from RefSeq and is a predicted model, not a curated record.